GAACUUAAGUUUAUUUCCAAGUGAAACCACUGCAUGAUUGGACCUAUAUCGAGGUUAACCAUAUAUAAAUAUGUUACCCAAUCAUUAGGUCGAAAACCAAUUGGGAUAUAAUUUGACAUUAAAAGUUGCUAGAAAACCAACCAGCAAAUAUUGCAGGGCCACAGUAUGAAUAUCAUGAAUUCCACUUGCUACAAGGGAUUCAUGUUGUUGGUUUUUGUGGGAUUCUUCUUUAUAGAUUUCCAUCUUUGCAAUGCAGAUCCUACUGAUGGAUUCACCCAGAUUCCAUUAUCACAGAAGAACUUCAAGUUACAGAAACCAUAUGACAAACCACUUCAACAACGUUACAGCUACGAAGACGCCAUACGAAGUUUCUGGGUUUAUGACAAGGACAAGCCUUUCAAACCUGACAGCACAACCCGGCCAAGAACUGAAGUUCGCGUAUCAGGGUAUGACUACUCUUCUGGGAUAUGGCAAUUUGAAGGGUAUGCUUUUGUACCGAACGGUACCUCAGGCGUAACCAUAGUGCAAAUCCAUGGUGCAGCUGUGGGAGCUACAUCUCUGCAACUGAGGAUCUACAAUGGAGACAUGAGGUACUACAAGUACAACCUAGUGGCGACCAAUCUAUAUGAUAAGUGGUUCAGAGUAAACAUAAUCCACGAUGUUGACAAAGGGAAGAUUACAGUUUUCAUUGAAGGUGUCAAGAAGUUUGUUGUCAAAGAUCAGGGACCAGGAGAUCUUUACUUCAAGUGUGGAGUUUAUGCUGCACCAGCAAAUUCAAGCAACUACAUGGAAUCAAGAUGGAAAGGAAUUAAACUUUAUAGAAAGUGAUUGUUUAAUGGUGGAUUAUUAGUCCUGUGUAGUUGCUAGUUAAUUUUAUGAUAUUCUUGUGGCUGUUUAUCAAAAUUUAAGUUGUGGUCUUGCUUAUACUUUCAACUGGGUUUUCUUCUUCUUUCUGUGUUAAUUACAUAGUUUUUGAUAAUUGAAAUAUUGUCUUAAGGAAAUUGAUGAGUAAUGCUAAA
This is a messenger RNA of Ziziphus jujuba (common jujube), 1019 nucleotides long. RefSeq names its product citrate-binding protein. Lineage: Eukaryota; Viridiplantae; Streptophyta; Magnoliopsida; Rosales; Rhamnaceae. The transcript has 2 exons. The coding region runs from base 166 to 828 and encodes 220 amino acids. The record is from RefSeq and is a predicted model, not a curated record.